Molecule: messenger RNA, 1212 nt
Organism: Cylindrotheca closterium
Lineage: Eukaryota; Bacillariophyta; Bacillariophyceae; Bacillariales; Bacillariaceae
Source: the annotation of a GenBank genome assembly
AUGGAAGAAGCCUCCUCUACAGAAAAUGGCGAGAACAAACGCCAAAAAGGUAGCGAUAUUCCACUGCUCUACUUUGCUCGGUCGAAUAAUGAGCUGACUCCUGCUGAGAAGUUGGCGAAACGAAACUUGAAGAAAAUACUGAAGCAAAAACAACGAAUAAGGAAGUACGAAAUUCGGUAUCAACAGGCCGCUGGUCGUGGGGAUAUGGACGUUGCUGAGAGGGCGGAAAAGGAACUAGAAGAUUACUACAAUCGUUUGUCAAAAGAUCCUGAAUCCAUUAUGCAUCAAUCGGGUUUUCAGAGAAUCAAUCUACAGCAAUCUGAAUACGCCCAGCCGGAACAGGAGCCUCUUCACAUUCAAGAGGGGCGACGUUGGAUGUGGAGAAUAUGGAACCAGCUUAUUUUACAAAUCAAAGAUCCGGCUAGCACCAAGCGAGAUCAAACAGUAAUUGCUCAAGAAUUACUUAUGAAUAUGACCAAGGGCACCCAAACAGAAUCUAUGUUUGACAAUGAUCAAGCUCUUUUGGGAUAUACUCGACAAAAGUUCAACGAACGAGCCAUGCUUGCAUAUACAUCUCUGGAUCGAGCCCGAAAGUAUUCUGCCUUACUCGAUCGCUUGAUGAAGACACGUCAAAUUAGCUCCAUUGGAUGUGGCCCUGGCUGUGAAGUUAUCGGAGCCCUUUGCUUUCUCAUACUGGGUGAAAAUCCACAAGACGUGCAACUGCUAGAGAAGGCCAACUCUGGUCCUUCCAGUACAGCGGUACUAGACCGAAUAGUGCUCAUGGAUUAUGUGAUGCCACAAUGGAAGCGCCUUGUUGUCGAUUCUUUGGUACCACUGAUAUCACCACACUUUGUCAGUCAAGUAUCCUCGCAUAGUGCGGAUGUUCGACUACCACUGGGUCAAGGGAUGAACAAAAGUUUAGGGGAAAAUGAUGUGGACUUUGCUGGAUUGGACUUGGUGAUGGUAUCCUACUUGCUGACUGAGACCCGAGGCAAGUGGAAGGAGUUUUUUGGUGAUAUUCUCAAGAAACUGAAGAGUGGGACCCUAAUAUUGUUGAGCGAACCAACCGCAUGGCAGCUCCAUUCCUUCCUUGAGCACUAUGCCAAGUACAUCGCCUCGCACCAGUGGCUCGACUCGUCACAGGACGAACCAGAACUCCAACCUUUAGAGGCAAGAAUGGGUCCAGCAGUGGUCCUCAUUACUGUCAAGUAG